Molecule: messenger RNA, 671 nt
Organism: Magallana angulata
Lineage: Eukaryota; Metazoa; Mollusca; Bivalvia; Ostreida; Ostreidae
Exons: 3
Coding region: 87-671 (194 amino acids)
Molecular function (GO): protein binding
Source: RefSeq, a predicted model, not a curated record
UCGCACAAAGUUGUUGGGAGAGGCUCGAAAAAAUAUUACUUAUGAGAAACUUAUUUGUUUGUUAUUAGUGAGAAGGACAUAGCCACAUGUUUUAUUCGGCGAUAUGUGUGACGUUAGCUGUUUUUAUAUCUUUGGUCCACUCCCAAGAGACUGUCUCCACCUCGACCUCUGAGUAUGAGCUGACGGUCAACAUCACGGGCACCGACCCCAGUAAAGAGUACCGCCUGGGCUACGGAACCACCCCCGAUAACCUGACCUGGGUCGAGCUGGCUGGGGGUGAUGCUGCCACCUACCUCCUGUAUCCAGUCAUUGGACUCAGCCCCGGGGUCACGUAUAGGGUCAAGGUCGAAAAAUCUGGGGCAGAAAUCUACAAUCAGGAGGUCACAACCAACCCACUACCACCAGUGAACAUCCUGGUCACAUCAGCAGGAACCCACUUCCUGACCAUCACCUGGGAAACGGACACCAGAAGCACCCAGGAUGGGGGCCGAGUUCUGUUAUCCUCCAACGGGUCAGAGGUUAUGACCUUUGAAGCGACCUCUGGAAAACAGGUCAAUGCCACGAACCUUCAGCCCGGGGUCAGGUAUUCCAUCAGUGUGAUAGCGCUCACUAGAGGGAAGGCCAGCAUGGAGUCCAAGCCGACAACACCGUGCCCCUACCCCCCACUCUGA